CCGGGAUGGGUCCUGAAGACUCUGAAAGAGCCCCCUAAAGAUGCCUUUUCUUGAGCUUGAUGGACAGCCUUCCAUUGUGCAGACUCGAGAGAACAACUUGGAAGUGAAUUUGAACAGGGCGCCUUGACGCCCUGCAGCCUGUGCAGGCCGCAACCCCUGCAUACAAACUGUAGAAGGUUUUUGAGUUAGGACACAAUUCGCAGCCAUGGGGAGUCGCGAGGGCGACCCGAGCCUGGCCUACCUGCCCAAGCGAGACACCGAGGUGCGCCUGCCGCGGCCCACUCAGGUUAAGAAUAAGACGCCAGCGCCGGUGCAGAUCACAGCGGAGCAGCUGCUGAGGGAGGCGAGGGAGCACCAGGAGCAGGAGAUCAGGCCGCCGAAGCAGCAGAUUACCGAUGCGGACGAGCUCGCGCAAUACCGGCUGCGGAAGCGCAAGGAGUUUGAGGACACGGUACGGCGCGUGCGAUGGAACCAGAGCAAAUGGGUGCAGUACGCGCAAUGGGAGGAGAGCCAAAAGGACUUUCCCAGGGCCAGGUCCGUGUGGGAGCGCGCGCUGGAGGUGGACUACCGCAGCCUGACGCUGUGGCUCAAGUACGCGGAGAUGGAGAUGAAGAACAAGUUCGUGAACCACGCGCGCAACGUGUGGGACCGCGCGGUGUCCCUGCUGCCGCGCGUGGACCAGCUCUGGUACAAGUACAUCCACAUGGAGGAAAUGCUCGGCAACGUCGCCGGCGCGCGCCAGAUCUUUGAGCGUUGGAUGAAGUGGGAGCCGGACCACAACGGCUGGACGGCGUACAUCAAGAUGGAGCUGCGCUACAACGAGGUCGAGCGGGCGCGCCAGAUCUUCGAGCGGUACACGCAGUGCCAUCCGACUGUGCGGGCUUGGAUAAAGUAUGCCAAGUUCGAAGUCAAGAACGGGGAGGUGGCGAGAGCGCGCGCAGUGUAUGAACGGUCGAUCGAGCAGCUGGGAGAGGAUGGCCAGACGGAGGAGCUGUUUGUGGCGUUCGCCAAGUUCGAGGAGCACUGCAAGGAGUUUGAGCGCGCGCGCGCCAUCUACAAGUACGCGCUGGACCACAUCCCCAAGGGCCAGGCCGACGACCUGUACAAGCAGUUCACCGCCUUCGAGAAGCAGUACGGCAACCGGGACGCCAUCGAGGACGUCAUCGUCUCCAAGCGGCGGUUCCAGUACGAGGAGGACGUGAAGAAGAACCCGCUGAACUACGACGCGUGGUUCGACUACGUGCGGUUAGAGGAGAGCAACGGCGACACGGAGAAGGUGCGGGAGGUGUACGAGCGGGCCAUCGCAAACAUCCCGCCCGCAGAGGAGAAGCGCUACUGGCAGCGAUACAUCUAUCUGUGGAUCAACUACGCGCUGUACGAGGAACUAGAGGCGGACGACCCGGAGCGGACGCGCGACGUGUAUCGCGAGUGUUUGCGGGUGAUCCCGCACAAGAAGUUCAGCUUCAGCAAGAUUUGGAUUAUGGCCGCGCAGUUCGAGAUCCGACAAAAGGACCUCGCGGCAGCGCGGAAAAUCUUGGGGACCGCCAUCGGGAUGGCGCCCAAAGACAAGAUCUUCCGGACGUACAUCAGCAUCGAGCUGACGCUGGCCAAAGUGGACCGGUGCCGGCAGCUGUACGAAGUGUAUCUAGAGUGGGCGCCUAGCAGCUGCUACGCCUGGACCAAGUUUGCGGAACUAGAGCGGACGCUCAACGAGUUUGACCGCGCGCGCGGCAUCUUCGAGCUGGCGAUUGCUCAGCCAGUGCUGGACACGCCGGAGCUGCUCUGGAAGGCGUACAUCGACUUCGAGAUCGGGGAGGGCGAGUACGGGCGCGCGCGCGAGCUGUACGAGCGGCUGCUAAACCGGACCAAGCACGUCAAGGUGUGGAUGAGCUACGCCCAAUUCGAGAGCAGCGUUGCCCUCGAAGAAGAGAUUGAGGCCGCAGAGCAAGAGCGGGACCCCGACGAUGGUCUACUAGAAGACCAACAACGAGAAAGGGACGCACGCACGCGCGCCGUUUACGAGCGCGCCCACGAGUCCCUCAAGGCCGCGUCUCCGGAUCUCAAGGAAGAAAGAGUGUUGUUGCUGGAGGCCUGGAGGGACUUUGAGCAAGGUAGCGGGGACGCUGAAAAGGCGCAGGAGGUAGAGGCGAAAAUGCCCAAGAAGGUGAAGCGGAAACGGCCGAUCCUAGCGGCAGAUAACACGCCGCAAGGCAUGGAGGAGUAUUACGACUACAUCUUCCCCGAUGAGGCAGGCGGCCGGCCAAAUCUUAAGAUUCUGGAAGCUGCGUACCGGUGGAAAAAGCAGAAACUCGAAGGAGGAGAGGCAACUUGACGGGGCAACACUUCGUAUGUACAUCACAGCUACCACGGGAUACACAUGUUGGCUCUGUCCUGCAUCUACUUAUUAGUAUACCUGGCGACCCCUGAUGUGCAGAGUGCAGCACAUUGUCGGCCCCGUCAGAUUGACGGGUUCAAGUGUUCUGUAAUCGAGUUGAAUCAUUGCACUGGGCCCUGCAACUUACCAGAAAGAAGGGGGCCGCUGCAAGUUACUGUACGCGGCAUGAUUUAGUGGAUCCCUUUGAUCGUAUGCGCAGGCCAAAUUUUCCAUUGUCCAUCGGUCGGAUCUCGCUGGAUGCAGCGCGCCGG
Klebsormidium nitens is the source of this 2646-nucleotide messenger RNA. Lineage: Eukaryota; Viridiplantae; Streptophyta; Klebsormidiophyceae; Klebsormidiales; Klebsormidiaceae. The record is from the annotation of a GenBank genome assembly.